AUGGGAGAAGCACCAGCUUUCUUUGUUGAUCAUCUGGAGAAUGGAGGACACACCAAUGGCUUUGGUCUCAAAUCCGAACCUAGAGACAAAGAUACAUCUGUCCAAAUUGGGGAUCGAUCCUAUUUGAUUGGUGGGAAUCAUGAAGGGAACCCAUUGUUCCUUGGAGUUCAGAUUCAUGACAAAACCACCAACAAGUGGUGUGUGUCUAUUCCUACUGUUCUUGGAACAGGUCCUAAGCCCUGCAAGGGUUACUCUGCCAUUGUUCUUAAACAAGGGAGGAUCUUGGUUAUCAAAAAAGGCUCAGCCUCUGAUGACUCUAUCUGGUUCCUUGAGGUGGACAGUCCUUUUGUCCGAGAACAAAGGAAACUCUUAGGGAAAGAGGUUGUUGCUUGGAGCAAAGGAGUGAGAGGAAACGCAGAGAAGCCUAUUGUCAUAAGCGGUCCUUCUGGUGUAGGCAAAGGAACGCUAAUAACAAUGCUUAUGAAAGAAUUUCCUUCAAUGUUUGGGUUCUCUGUGAGCCACACAACUAGAUCUCCCAGGUGUAUGGAGAAGAACGGUGUUCAUUACCAUUUCACUGAUAAAACUGUGAUGGAGAAAGAGAUUAAUGAUGGGAAGUUUCUUGAGUUUGCUUCUGUUCAUGGUAAUCUGUAUGGAACUAGCAUUGAGUCUGUUGAGGUUGUAACAGACUCAGGAAAGAGAUGUAUUCUUGACAUUGAUGUUCAAGGAGCAAGGUCUGUGAAGGCGAGCUCUCUUGAUGCGGUAUUUAUAUUUGUAUGUCCUCCUUCAAUGAAGGAGCUUGAAGAUCGUCUCCGUGCUAGAGGCACUGAGACAGAGGAGCAGAUUCAAAAGCGGCUUAGAAACGCUGAAGCUGAGAUCAAAGCUGGGAAAUCCUCAGGGAUAUUUGAACAUAUCUUGUAUAAUGACAACCUUGAGGAAUGCUACAAGAACCUUAAGAAUCUCUUGGGGAUAAACGAUGACGCUCCUGUGAACGGUGUAGAAGUAGAAGGGAUCAAUCUUCCCAAGGAGCACACAGUGACAAAGAUUGAAGAUAAGAUAAUGAUUCAAGAAACAGGAGAAGCAACCAAGAACGACUUGAUCGUGUUGGAUUUAGCUUCAAUUAACGGAGGAGCACCGGGAAGAACAAGAGGGAUCGUUCUGGACUCGGUUAAGUCCAGUUAACAAAGAGUGUCUCUCUAUCCAUUGCUCGUUGUUUUUUUUUUUAAUUUGUUUGGCUUUUUUCGCGGUUGGAAGGUAGUGUUAUGCGUUCACUAGAUAGGCACUGAUGAUGAUGAUGAUUAUUGUGAUGAUACCAAAAAAAGACAUGAUCUGUUUUGAUGAAAUAAUAUGUUCUUUGUUUCUUUCUUUUUUACUGAUUUAAAGAUUUUUGUAAAAUCUUGAAAGAAUCUACUCUUUUGGCUUUAUUUAGGACAUGAAAAGUAACAAAAAAGUUGAAAUCAGUGUAAUAGUUAUUCUUGAGAUUCCGCAACUCGAAUAGGACAGACAGAAAAUUAUUUUUUGAUCUUACACAACAGUGUUUUAGUACAGUUAGUGUCAGUUUACAGUUGAAAAACCAGCCAAUCAAGUAGAAGAAAGCAUCUCAAUAAGAGGAAGAAGACAAAAGUU
This is a messenger RNA of Eruca vesicaria subsp. sativa (arugula), 1623 nucleotides long. NCBI's taxonomy places the organism in Eukaryota, Viridiplantae, Streptophyta, Magnoliopsida, Brassicales, Brassicaceae. The record is from the annotation of a GenBank genome assembly.